AUGGCUACUUACACUGAAUUUCAUCAGCCUGAUAUAGCUUCAGACCGUCAACACUCCCAGAAUCACUGGCAUGGGAAAAAUGGUCUGUUUUUUCGGCACAACAGGUGUCAGGAGGAGCUUGAAAUGUACAAGUCCAAUGGAUUGGUUGCCCAAAGAAGGCCUACUUUGAAGACUAUUACAAAAGAGUUAGAGGUCGUAAGGCAUUGCAAGUGCAGCACCAAGAAACCACCCACCUGUACAUCGCUAAUGCAGCUGGCUGAGAGGAAUUACAAUCCAAGGUACUGCCAAGAGAAGGUUUUAGAUAGGUAUAUUUUCAUUGUGCCUGUCCAAACACGUAAAUCACGUCGGGAAGGUAUUGGCAAGUUUAGAUACGGGGCGUUUUUAACUCAUCCAUAA
Molecule: messenger RNA, 396 nt
Organism: Prunus armeniaca (apricot)
Lineage: Eukaryota; Viridiplantae; Streptophyta; Magnoliopsida; Rosales; Rosaceae
Source: the annotation of a GenBank genome assembly